Messenger RNA from Carassius carassius (crucian carp), 1099 nucleotides. RefSeq names its product GATA zinc finger domain-containing protein 1-like. The record is from RefSeq and is a predicted model, not a curated record. Gene Ontology annotation, molecular function: sequence-specific DNA binding. Bases 221 to 952 code for a protein of 243 amino acids. The transcript has 5 exons. Lineage: Eukaryota; Metazoa; Chordata; Actinopteri; Cypriniformes; Cyprinidae. Gene Ontology annotation, biological process: chromatin organization; regulation of DNA-templated transcription. Gene Ontology annotation, cellular component: nucleus.
AUGAAAUUCACAAAUUCUCCUCCCGGAUGUUUUUCCUCGGGGCGAAAAACACGGACUUAUUCAUUGUUUUCAAAAUGAAGGAUGUCUGUUUAGAUCGACAUUUAUCGUAGUUUUGGCUUGCAUUCUUACAGGAAAAACGACCGUUUAAUUCAGAAAUAACUAUAUAAGAUAUUUGUAAACAAAACAUUAGCGGGCUGCUGCUGCUUGUGGUUCAGCAAACAUGCCUCUCGGGUUAAAACCGUGCUGUUCUGUCUGCAAGACCAGCUCGUCCUCCAUGUGGAAGAAAGGAAACCAGGGGGAGAUUUUGUGUAACACCUGCACGGGUAAAAACACCAGCAGCGGGAGCUCCGGAGGAUCUACUUCCUCCUUCGCCAUCCAGCCGAACAACGGCGGAGGGAGACAGUCCAGACAGGAAAUCCACAGACGCUCCGCUCGGUUACGGAGCACCAAGUACAAAGCUCCAGCGUCUGAGAAGAAAGUCUCGACCAAAGGAAAGGGACGACGACACGUUUUCAAAUUGAAAAACCCAAUCAAAGCUCCAGAAUCUGUGUCAACGAUCAUCACAUCAGAGUCCAUGUUUUACAAGGGCGUCUAUUAUCAGAUAGGAGAUGUUAUUAAAGUAGUGGACGAGGACGACGGUAAACCAUAUUACGCACAGAUUCGUGGUUUCGUCCAGGAUCAGUACUGUGAGAAAAGCGUGGCAUUGACUUGGCUGAUCCCGACUCAGAGCAGUCCUCGAGAUCGAUUUGAUCCUGGCACAUACAUUGUUGGCCCUGAAGAGGACUUGCCAAGAAAAAUGGAGUACCUGGAGUUCGUCUGUCACGCCCCGUCUGAGUAUUUCAAGUCUAGAAGCUGUCCGUUCCCAACAUUACCGGUUUGUCCAGAGAAAGGCUACAUCUGGACUCAUAUAGGACUGACGCCUGCUGUGGCUGUCAAAGAAACCGUGGGGUGACGCAAACCUUAAACCCUGACUGAACUGAAUUGGUUUGAUUUACGUGAACUUGUAAUUUCAAACACAAGAUCAUGUGUGGUAUCGCCUUUUGAAGAGUACAUUUCAUAUUAUUUUUCAUAGCGAAACAGCUGUACAGAUUGCAAAUUG